Haliotis rubra (blacklip abalone) is the source of this 2206-nucleotide messenger RNA. RefSeq names its product protein saal1-like. Lineage: Eukaryota; Metazoa; Mollusca; Gastropoda; Lepetellida; Haliotidae. The record is from RefSeq and is a predicted model, not a curated record. The coding region runs from base 82 to 1689 and encodes 535 amino acids. The transcript is spliced from 12 exons.
UGAUCAGGCAUGGCCGACGCGGGAAGAAAACCAUAAUAUUUACAAUUUUGAUUUUUGUUUUGCAGUGGUUACUAAUCAAGUAUGAGCGCAGAUGGUGAAGAAAUUGGAGGCUCCCCACAGAUUACACGCAACCCCUCCCCGCCACCAGAGCUCUGCCAGAAUGAUGAGGUGCAUGGAGACAGUAUUGGACAGACUGCCUUUAGCAAACACUGGUUAUUCACCACCCUGAUGAAACUCAUUCAGGAAGUAGACAAGGAGAACGAGGGGAAAGAAGCUGCGGAGACCGAGUUUGGCGUGGAUGUGGAUGAAGACCUCCAGAAUGAGCUGUGUAAACUCUGGGACAUGUCCAUGAAUCCUGAGGUGGCUGUUUUCCUACAAGAAUUCAAAGCAGUGGAGAUAUUAUCUGGUGUGAUUGCUAAGUCUAAAGCCCCCAGAGUGACUGAGAUCUGUGUUGGUAUUCUUGGCAAUAUGGCGUGUGACAAAGAGAUAUGCAAGGCCAUCACAGGAAGUGAUAAGCUGGUGAAGAUGAUAGUCAUGAUGGUUGAAAAUCCAGACACUCCAACUCUAGUGGAAACAACAAGGCUUGUGUACACCUGUAUGUCGAACCGUGAGGCCGGGAGUACGUGGAUCAGCAGCAUCAAGUCGGACUCGUCGUUCUUCACCAACAUCUGCUUCAUCCUCCACAGUUCCACAAACACUGACCUACUGAAGAACACUGGCGAGUUAGUGGAUGCCCUACUAGAUCAGGAUGAAGAGCUUUGUGGAGGAUGGGCAACUCAGGAACUGGUGGAGUCUCUCCUGGAGGCUGUCAAACAGAUAGGGUACAGCCACAGUGAGACACUGGAGACAUUCAUGCACAUCUUCCAGUUACUGUCUACGUCAGAAGAAGGGGUAGCAGCUCUAGUUCUGUGUGCAGAUGUUCUUCAGAUCCCACUUUUGAAGUAUCUACUGAGCGUAUGCGAGUACGAGAUCGUCGGGCUAGAUGGUCAUGAGGGCUGUCUGGCGUCGGCGCUGUCUGUGCUGAAUGUGCUGUACAGCUCCUCACCAGAUGUUGUAGAUAAACUCUCAUCAGCCCCAGAUCUUAUCCGAAUCCUGCUGAAAAUCUUGGAACCCUUGUUCCCACUCCUUCCAGAAAACUCAGAAAAAUUGAACAACAUUUCCAAAUAUUCCAACUCAGUCACCAACCAUCCAGACAAAUCAUCAGAAGAGGAGUCAGAAAAAACAGAGUCCAAUGCAAAUGGACACAUUACCAAAGACACUGUUGACACAGAGGGUGCAGAGGAAAACCAGAUGUCCACUGAGGAAGUGGCAGGUCCUACACCAGCAGAAUCUCGGACCACAGAGGCAGAAGUUCACAAGUACAGACUGUUGUAUGGAGUGCUGCAAGACUUCCUGCAUGAUGUGGUCGUGUCUUUGGUAACAGAUGAAGAUGAUGCCCAUGAUACCCCCAACCCUCCCCUCUUCAUCUCCGUCCUGAACUACCUCAACUCCAACUGCAGCCGUGCAAGGAUCAACUACAUGCUGCUGUCUUUCCACGAAGUCAAAGACAGUGAAGUUGACCCAACAGACCACUUGUUUCACUUGUGUGAGAAAUAUUCUCAAGACAGACUGCGGCGCAUUGUUCAAGACUUCAAGGAAGGGGAAAUAUUCUUCCGUUCUGACUCUCUGAACAUGGAAGACAAGCGGUAGCGAUGUGUGAAUGAUUUUUUUGUUUUAGCAUUCAAUGCAUCGUGCUCAACAAUCGCUCGCAGUAGUAUCGGUUUUUGCCUGUGACGUUGGAUGUAAAUCAUGUACAAAUUGUUCUUAUCCUGACACAACAUAGAGCAAUUUCUUACUUCACCUUGAUAAUGGCUCAUACAAACCAAGCCCCAAAUUUCACUACAUUAAAUAAACCCUCAAGAUAUGGCAUUCUAUUGCUUUUAAGGGGCUGUGGGGUAGCCUAGUGGUUAAGGCAUUCGCUCGUCAUGCCGAAGACCCAGGUUCAAUCCCCCACAUGGGCACAAUGUUUGAAGCCCAUUUCUCUGUGUCCCCGUCAUGAUAUUGCUGGAAUAUUGCUAAAGGCGGUGUAAAACCUCACUCACUCUACCAUUAUAGUCAUCUUCUUAGAAACAGCAAAUUUCCCACAAUGAUAUGUUGUAUGUUCCCACAAUGAUGACACCCUUAUUUGUUCAAGAAGUUUGAUACCCGUGGAGAUCCGGCUUAGAAU